This is a messenger RNA of Bemisia tabaci, 2155 nucleotides long. The record is from RefSeq and is a predicted model, not a curated record. Lineage: Eukaryota; Metazoa; Arthropoda; Insecta; Hemiptera; Aleyrodidae.
UGUCGUCGAGACACGUUUUAAAAUACUUCAGAAGAGCGCUGCAAAUUUCAGUCAAACUAGAAAAGCUCCAAAGCCGACUGCAGUUCCCCGUGAACUUUCGUUAUUUCCUCAUUCUGAGUUAUUUUUCAACUCAAAAAUCUUCAACUCGGAUUUGAGUGAUUUUAGUUGUUCUUAACUGCUUCAUCAACCGUACUCUCAUGGCAGCUAUUCUUGUGGUUCGAACGGAGGUUCAAUCGAAAGUGUGGCAUUCAGGGCAUUUACUAACUUGAACCUCAUAUAUUAGAUGUUCGAUUUGGUCCGGUACUGAUUAAAUACAACUAACGUCAUGACACGCGUAUCUGGUCUCCUGUUCGUCCUUGUUGUGGUUUUAAGUUUUUCGGAAGGAGUGGAAAAUUUAACCGAGCUUGAGUGGUGGGAAACAACGCUCCUCUAUCAAAUUUAUCCCCUAUCAUUUAGAGACUCAAAUGGAGAUGGCCACGGUGAUUUAAAUGGGAUUUAUGAGAAACUGGAUCACCUCAAAGAAAUAGGCGUGGAUGCUGUUUGGAUUCAACCUUUUUACAAAUCACCGAUGUUUGAUAUGGGCUACGAUAUUUCGGAUUAUAAAGAUGUUGAUCCCCUUUUCGGAACCAUCGACGAUUUCAAGAGGUUACAGAAGGCAAUCAAAGACAAAGGAAUGAAGUUAAUCGUGGACUUCGUACCAAACCAUACAAGAGAUCAAAGUGAGUGGUUCAAACUCUCCGAACAACGCGUGGAACCCUACACGGAUUAUUACAUUUGGAAGAACCCAAAACGCAUCAAUGAUACUCAUACAACAGUCCCGAACAACUGGAAAAGUUUCUUUGCUUGGACCGCAUGGACAUGGAGUGAAAAACGAAAACAGUACUACUUUCAUCAGUUCUCUCCGCAGCAACCGGACUUAAAUUUCCGCAAUCCUAAAGUGAAAAAGGAAAUGGAGGAAGUUUUGCGGUAUUGGCUGGAUUUGGGGGUGGAUGGAUUCCGAGUGGACGCAGUGAUUUGUUUGUAUGAAGCCGAGCAUUUUAUGGACGAACCGCCAGGUUUUGGCUGGGAUUCUCGCACUUACACCAUUGAACAGCCGGAAAACGUUGAGUUGAUCAAGGAGUGGAGAGCUCUCCUAGAUGAGUACUCUAAGAAAGAUGGGCGGUCCAGAUUACUGUCUAUUGAAAAUUAUGGCCCACCUCCGAAACUUUUGGAGUAUUUUGGGAACAAGACACAUCCUGGAUCUCAUAUUCCGUUUUACUACUUCUUAACAUUUGCAGAAAACGAGUGGAAUGCAACGGUCUUAGAUUUUUUUAUUCACUGGCAGACGGAUGUUCUCCCAAGGAGCUCCUACAAUUGGGUGCUUGACAACCACGACAACCAUAGAACAAGUUCACGACUUUUCGACGAGAGUGUGGACGUGUGGAACAUGAUCGUCCUGCUGCUGCCGGGACUUGCGAGUGUGUACUACGGGACCGAGCUCGGAAUGGAAGACCUGAAACUUCGCAGGGAUCAGGGCCAGGAUCAUUUCAACGGAGGUCUUGGGCGCGUUGACCGAAGGGACGCCUAUAGGGGACCCAUGCUCUGGGACGACACCGAAAACGCAGGCUUCACAUCAGGGGAAAAGCCUUGGUUGCCCGUGCAUCCAAAUUUCUGGCGGACGAAUGUCAAUGCUCAAAAACGGGACCCGAAAAGUCACCUGAAUACAUUCAAACGGCUUGCAGCUCUGCGAAAGACUCCUAUUAUGACACACGGUGACUUCCAUACACACGUUGUCAGAACUUGGGUGCACAUGUUCACAAGAUCACUGGAAGAUGAAACCAUCGCGGUACUGGUUAACAUGGGCUCAGAGACGGAGGAAAUUUGCACCAAACAUGUUGGAUGUCAAAUACCCGGUAACAUGUUUGUGCAGACUCGUAGUGAAAAUUCUGAACUGAAUAUUGGGGACAAGGUUUUUUCAAACUCAAAAAGCAGCAGAUGCAUCCAUAUGAGGCCAUACUCAGGGCUGGUUUUGAGCACGAGCGGAGCAGUUUCAGUAUAUUACUCGAUUUUCAUUCUCCUUUUUGCAAUUUUCUCCAAUUUCAUUUCGUAAAAUUAUUUAGAAGUAAAAACGUGAUUAAUAAAGUGUAAAUGCAUUGCCAUUGUCUCUCUCCAUCAA